Messenger RNA from Puccinia triticina, 777 nucleotides. RefSeq lists its product as uncharacterized. Gene Ontology annotation, cellular component: plasma membrane; cell cortex of cell tip. Gene Ontology annotation, biological process: fungal-type cell wall organization. The record is from RefSeq and is a predicted model, not a curated record. The coding region runs from base 1 to 777 and encodes 258 amino acids. NCBI's taxonomy places the organism in Eukaryota, Fungi, Basidiomycota, Pucciniomycetes, Pucciniales, Pucciniaceae. The transcript is spliced from 4 exons.
AUGACCAACCCGAUUGCAUCUGCCGGUAGCAGUCUAGCCUUCGCAGCUGCCAUCAUAUUCAUCUUCGUCGGAAUCGCAAACUUCACACUCGACCAGGUCGUCCCCCGCCACAUCAGAUUCGUCGAGCUCACAACCGAAGGCCUAGGCGCAGUCCUCUCGAACUCCGGCGCACAAGCCCGUGCCGUUUAUGGAGACCCAAAUGCGCCCGACAACACGCGCAGAGUUGGGGAUGGUUUGCGACUGUUCUACACUUGGGGCCUAUGGAAUCGGUGCGCCGGUUAUACUGGCCGCUCGGACCCACAGUACUGCACGGAGAGCCGAUGGGCUUACAAGUUCGAGCCGACGGCGGCGCUGUUGGAAGACGUGCCGAACGGCCUGAGGGCCCGUGCGACGAGUCUACUCAGUGAUCAGUACAACACUGACCGCUACUUCGGGGUCUGGAGCCGGAUCGGCUUCUACUUCAUCUUCAUCGGCGCCUGUCUCGUCGGACUCAUCCUGCUCUUCUCGCUCAUCCACGCCCGCGGCCCCGGCAGACUAGGCUCUCUUAACCUCUCCAUCGUCAGCCUCCUCGCCUUCAUCAGUAACCUCAUCGGCACCGUCAUCUGGACCGCCAUCGCUGGCAUCCUUAAACACCAGCUCAACCGUGAUACUCUCGGCAUGAGCGCCUCUUACGGCAAUGCGAUCUGGCUACUUUGGGCUAUCGAUGGUCUCUUGCUCUUUGCCAGCUUCGGCUAUCUAGGCGGCUGCAUCAGAGGCAGGAAAUCACAAGUCGUCUAA